AUGAAUCUGGAUCACACGGUGGUGGAAGUCACGGAGGUUCCGUUGGAGGUGGUCAUCGUGAAUCUGGACAUCACAGUGGUGGAGGUCACGGAGGCCAACAAUCAGAGCUUAUUGGAGAUCAAGACGGAGGCCAUAGUAGCCACAAAGAAAAUUAUUCUAGUGGACCCAAAGGCAAUGGUGGUUUAUGGCUCUAAACCAGGUAGUUCUAGUUUUGCUUCAAGUCAGUCAUCCGCUCAGUCAGAGGGAUUUGGAUUUGGAGGAGGUAAGGAGAGUGGUUUCGGGAAUAGCAACGGAGGAAAAGGAGGAUCUAGUGGGUAUGGAGGUCGACCGGGUGGAAAUCUAGGAGGUGGUUAUGGAUCGGGAUUAGGUGGAAAUGAAGGAGGUUCAUUUGGAGCUGGAAGUGGAGGACUAUCUGGUGGGCAUCAACAUUCAGGACUUCAUGGCAGUGGAAAUCAUGGGGGAGCUGGAAAUCAUGAAGGAUCGUUUGGUAGUGAUCAGUAUGGAUCUGGCCUCAGUGGAGGAAAUCAUGGCAGCUCUUUAGGUGGAGGUCAUAGUGGGUCAUAUGGGGGAAAACCAGGCCACCAUGGAUCUGGCCAUCAUGGAGGAAAUCAGGGUGGUUCCUUAGGAGGGGGUCACGGAGGGUCAUUAGAAAGUGGUCACCAUGGAUCUGGUCAGCACGGAGGGGGUAGUGGUUCUACUGGAGGAUCUUAUGGGGGGAAACCAGGACACCAUGAAGCUGGCCUUCAUGGAGGAAAUCAUGGAGGUUCUUUUGGAGGUGGACAUGGAGGAUCCUUUGAAGAAGGACAUCUUGAAUCCGGACAACACGGUCAUGGUGGAUCCUUUGGAGGGAAGCCGGGACAUCAUGAGGGUGGCGAACAUCAUCAUGGAGGAUCAUCGUAUGGUCACAAGCCUAUACAUGGACCUCCCCACGGACCUCAUCCCCAUGGCGUUCAUGGGCCACCACACGGACAUGGUCACCACCACCAUCACUAA
This is a messenger RNA of Homalodisca vitripennis (glassy-winged sharpshooter), 993 nucleotides long. Its product is annotated as keratin, type I cytoskeletal 9-like. Lineage: Eukaryota; Metazoa; Arthropoda; Insecta; Hemiptera; Cicadellidae. The coding region runs from base 1 to 993 and encodes 330 amino acids. The transcript has 2 exons. The record is from RefSeq and is a predicted model, not a curated record.